AUGGGUGGAAGUCCUAUAAUUAUGACUUCUCUGUGGUCAGUCAUGUCAAGCCCCCCAACAUCCUUCUCCUUCCCAGCCCUCCACUUCCUCCUCUUCAUCUUUGUGACCUCGAUAGUCUUCCAUCUUCAACUUCGAUUCUCCAAGAUAUCCAAGUUAUGGGAACAGUCACUAUCCCUUGAGAGCCCAGCCACUAAAGCCUCCUCCCCUGAUGGCAUCUGGACUGUGAAUUCUAUGGGCCGUCUAGGAAACCAGAUGGGUGAGUAUGCCACCCUCUAUGCUCUGGCAAAACUCAAUGGCCACAGGGCCUACAUAUCACCUGAGAUGCAUCAACACCUUGCUCCCAUAUUCCGUAUCACCCUUCCUGUUCUCCCAGCCAGUGUGGCCCAGCAUAUACACUGGAAGAACUACCCCCUAGAUGACUGGAUGUCAGAGGAAUAUCGUCAUAUUCAUGGUGCCUAUGUCCGUCUCACUGGUUUCCCCUGUUCCUGGACUUUCUACCACCACCUCCGAGAAGAGAUCCGUCGUGAAUUCACCCUGCAUGACCAUGUCCAAAGGGAGGCUCAGGCUUACCUACACAGUUUACAGAAAAAUCCAGCCACCUUUGUGGGAGUCCAUGUCCGCCGAGGCGACUAUGUUCAUAUCAUGCCCCAGGUCUGGAAGGGUGUGGUAGCACACAAGGGCUACUUGGAUCAAGCUAUGGAUUGGUUCAGAGCCCGUUACAGGGAUGCUGUUUUUGUGGUCACCAGCAAUGAUAUGUCAUGGUGCCGGGAAAAUAUUAACAACACCAAGGGAGAUGUGGUAUUUGCAGGGAAUGGAGUGGAGAGCUCUCCAGGGAAGGAUUUUGCUCUGUUGACCCAGUGCAACCACACCAUCAUGACCAUUGGCACCUUUGGCAUCUGGGCUGCCUACCUGGCUGGUGGUGAAACGAUCUAUUUGGCCAACUACACCCUUCCAGACUCACCCUUCCUCAAAAUCUUCAAACCUGAGGCGGCCUUCCUGCCUGAAUGGAUAGGGAUCCCAGCUGACCUGUCACCUCUGCUCAAGAACUGA
Molecule: messenger RNA, 1050 nt
Organism: Gracilinanus agilis (Agile Gracile Mouse Opossum)
Lineage: Eukaryota; Metazoa; Chordata; Mammalia; Didelphimorphia; Didelphidae
Product: galactoside alpha-(1,2)-fucosyltransferase 2-like
Exons: 2
Coding region: 1-1050 (349 amino acids)
Biological process (GO): carbohydrate metabolic process
Cellular component (GO): membrane
Molecular function (GO): galactoside 2-alpha-L-fucosyltransferase activity
Source: RefSeq, a predicted model, not a curated record